AUGGAGAUGACUGUUUCGACACCGAAUAAAAUAGGUUCCUAUCAGAUCCGAGGAACCAUUGGAACAGGUGCUUUCUCCGUUGUUAAACUCGCAUACGAUGAAGCGAGAAAGAGAUACAUGGCCUGUAAAAUUGUUCCAAAAUCAAGACUCUCUUCUCCAGAACUAGAACAAAGAUUUGAGAUAGAAAUCAAGAUUUUUCAGCAACUAACGCAUCCAGGUAUUAUUACUUUAUAUGAUUUACUCAAAGAUGAUCUAAAUUAUUAUAUUUUUAUGGAAUUUUGUCCCAAUGGAGAAUUAUUCCAGCACAUUGUCGAUGAAGGCAAGCUUUCCGAAGAUGAAACAAAAACAAUUGUUUAUCAAGUGUUUUCAGUGCUUUCGUAUAUUCAUUCAAAAGGGAUUGCCCAUCGAGACUUGAAACCAGAAAACUUACUACUCGACGAACAAGGACAUGUCAAAAUCAGCGAUUUCGGUCUUUCCAGAUUUGUUGGGCAGACAGGAAUUGCAAAUACUCCAUGUGGAUCGCCUUGCUAUGCAUCACCGGAAUGUGUUAGCGGUUGCCCAUACAAUGCUUUUACUAGCGAUGUAUGGAGCACAGGAGUUAUUAUUUAUGCGAUGCUUACAGGUCAGUUACCAUGGACUAAGCGUAAUCAGACACAGCUAUUCCAGCAAAUUAGGAGAGGCGAAUAUACAAUACCAAAGCAUUUAACCCCAGAUUGCCAGAAUUUCAUCCAAGGCUUGAUGACAGUUGAUAUAACGAAGCGCUUAACGAUAGAAGAAGCCCUUAAUCACCCAUGGAUGGCCGCUGUUACAAAAUCAUUCAGAGAGCAAGGUCUCUUCGAGGCAACGGAACAUACUUGCCCUCUUGUCUCAACAAAAAAAGUCGAAGCCUUGUUUUGCGAAGAUGCUGCUGAACCUCUUGCAAUCGAUCAGCGCACACUGUUUAGAAACCUAUCUUUCUCUGACAAGUUAUUUGGAAAAACGGUUAAAAUGCUCAAAGUCAAUAACUCGAAUCUACCACAAUUACAACAGAAAACAUCAAAGCACAAGCAUGGCACACCGCCUCCUUCGAAAGUUCUCGCUACAAAGACUAUUCCAAAGAGGAUGAGUCAGAUUACAAAACCAACUACUAUUACUGUAACUUCAAUGAGCAAGCUGCCUCAAUCAAAGUCUGGCAUGCCAAAGCUCAAGAAGUAA
Molecule: messenger RNA, 1194 nt
Organism: Trichomonas vaginalis G3
Lineage: Eukaryota; Parabasalia; Trichomonadida; Trichomonadidae
Product: protein serine/threonine kinase protein
Exons: 1
Coding region: 1-1194 (397 amino acids)
Biological process (GO): protein phosphorylation; intracellular signal transduction
Cellular component (GO): cytoplasm
Molecular function (GO): protein serine/threonine kinase activity; ATP binding
Source: RefSeq, a predicted model, not a curated record